AUGAUGGACGAGGUGCUUAGGGAAGAAGAAGCUGCUGCAUCAAGAAAAAACGGCAGUGAUGAGCCAGUUUUUACAAUUUUCGAGACGGAACAUUACCUUGACCGUCGUCGCUAUAACGCUCCUAGAUCCAAUGAAGAGGCUUUGUUUACGUCGGCGAAGACGGUGACGUUCCCGCUCAUCGCGAAUUUGCCGUACAUCAAUAUGUCAACGCAAUUCAGAAUAUCUCAGACAUUUCCAAUCUUGCCGAUCCCUCUGCUACCCGGUAUUUUUUCCAAGGGGAAAUUCUGGCUGGAGCCCGGGCCUGGCAAGUUUAGUCCGAUUCAUCACGGAGGCCCACUUACGCAAGCUCGUUGGGUUAAGACGGAGCAAAACCGCUUCAACUACAUCCGCACUCAUCAAGCCGACCUUCGAGCGGAUACGUACCAGUCGCUACUCGACUUCAUCUCCACUGACAACGGUAGCAAUGGACCACCGGGCAAGCGAAACCUGCCAGCCCCAUUUAAGGAAGUCAACGCUCUAUGA
Molecule: messenger RNA, 522 nt
Organism: Cylicocyclus nassatus
Lineage: Eukaryota; Metazoa; Nematoda; Chromadorea; Rhabditida; Strongylidae
Source: the annotation of a GenBank genome assembly